Scedosporium apiospermum is the source of this 1260-nucleotide messenger RNA. RefSeq lists its product as uncharacterized. The transcript is spliced from 2 exons. NCBI's taxonomy places the organism in Eukaryota, Fungi, Ascomycota, Sordariomycetes, Microascales, Microascaceae. Gene Ontology annotation, cellular component: cytosol. The record is from RefSeq and is a predicted model, not a curated record. Gene Ontology annotation, biological process: L-tryptophan biosynthetic process. Gene Ontology annotation, molecular function: anthranilate phosphoribosyltransferase activity. The coding region runs from base 1 to 1260 and encodes 419 amino acids.
AUGACCUCCCAACCUGCCCCUCCCCCGCCAUCAGCAUCGACAGCAGUCGACCUACCCCCCGUCGACAUCAAGCCCCUCCUCCAACAGCUCUGGCCAGGCGGCCACCCCGACAUCAACCCCUCGCGCAUCGCCGACGCCAUCUCGCACUUCUUCACGAACCAGGUCAGCGAGGCCCAGGCCGCCUCUCUCUUGAUAUGUCUGCACUUCACCACCCUCGACCUCCAGGGCGACGUGCUCGCCGAGUGCGCCCGCGUCAUGAGGGUUGCGGCCGCCAAGAUUGAUGUUCCGGCGCUGCAGGAGCUCAUUGCGUUGAAGAAUAGGGCCGAGGGGAGCUAUAAGGGUGGAUUGUGCGACAUCGUUGGCACCGGAGGCGACUCCCACAACACCUUCAACAUCUCCACCACAGCCUCCAUCAUCGCCUCCUCCCUCCUCCUCGUCUCCAAGCACGGCAACCGCGCCAGCACCUCCAAAUCCGGCUCCGCCGACCUCAUCAACAACAUGCAACCCCGCGCCCCGGUCAUCGAGGCCGUCACCCCGACCACUCUCCACGCCGUCUACUCCGCCACCAACUACUCCUUCCUCUUCGCCCCCGUCUUCCACACGGGCAUGCGCUACGUCGCCCCCGUCCGGAAACAGCUCCCCUGGCGCACCAUCUUCAACAACAUCGGUCCCUUGGCGAACCCUGUCGAGGACGUCCUCGAGGCCCGCGUUAUCGGUGUUGCGAGGAAGGAGCUCGGCCCCGCUUUCGCUGAGGCUCUCAGGAUCGCAGGCGCUACCAAGGCCCUCAUCGUCUGCGGUGCCGAGGAGCUAGAUGAGGUUUCUUGCGCCGGGAAGACGUUUUGCUGGUUGGUUCGCGGGACGAAACCCGAGGAUAUCACCAUCGAGCACUUCACCGUCGAACCCGCCGACUUUGGCCUCCCCGCCCACGCCCUCGAUACUGUCUCAUCCGGGAAGGAACCCAGCGAGAACGCCGAGAUUUUGAGACAGAUUCUUCACAACGAGUUGCCCGAUGAUAACCCGCUCCUACACUUCGUCCUCAUGAAUACAGCCGCUCUAUUCGUCAUCUCGGGCAUCUGCGAGGCGGACUCGAGCUCUAUGGGCCCCGAUGAUGACGGCGUCGUCGUGACGGAGAGGGGGCCCGGUGGGCAGCGCUGGAAGGAGGGCGUGAGGAGAGCGAGGUGGGCGCUGAAGAGUGGCGAGGCGUGGAAGCAAUGGGAGAAGUUUGUCGAGGUUACGAACAGCCUUGCGGGGCCGAAAUGA